This is a messenger RNA of Brassica napus (rape), 3595 nucleotides long. RefSeq lists its product as uncharacterized. The record is from RefSeq and is a predicted model, not a curated record. Gene Ontology annotation, molecular function: double-stranded DNA binding. Gene Ontology annotation, cellular component: chloroplast. The transcript has a single exon. Lineage: Eukaryota; Viridiplantae; Streptophyta; Magnoliopsida; Brassicales; Brassicaceae. The coding region runs from base 1703 to 3109 and encodes 468 amino acids. Gene Ontology annotation, biological process: chloroplast organization; regulation of DNA-templated transcription.
CGCGAUGAAUGUCGUGAUCGACAAAUACGACACUGCCCUGAAAGGAGUCUCGACUGAACUUGAGCUGGCCAAGAAGGAGCACGCGGAGAAAGAGGAAGCUUCUGCUCGUCAGCUAAGUACAUCAAAGGCUAACGUCGAGAGGCUCAAUGGGAUGGUUACUCGCGCGAUUGCUCGACGGGAUGAACUCAAGGCCGAUUUGGUGGCAUCUCGCGGGGUUAUCCAUGAACUCGAGCAGAAGAACGCCGAGCUCGAGAGUGAGAAGGCUUCGCUCGCUGCAUCUCAUGAAAGAGAGAUGAAGCGCCUUAGGGAUUCCAGGAUCUUGGAAGUGACGAAGGAAAGAGGAAGAGUUGAAGCUGAGAUGUCUGCAAAGGCUAACCGUCGCUUCGCCAGGAUUCGCUCCCGAGAGGAACGCCGAAGUCUUUACGACAAGGCUCGGUUGCUUCAUAGCCAAGCCUUCGGGACCAGGAAGUGCCUUGAGGCCUUGAAGAGGGCCGGGAGCGACAUCUUGCAAGCCACGAUCGAUCUUUUCGCGGAGCAAGAGAAGAAGUACGAGCAGGAGGCCGAGGAACUCAAGGUUGGCGAGAUACCCGAGGGAGAUCUCGCGCUUUCUCCUCUUGUAUUGGAUUCUCAGUUUGUAGAUGCUCGUAUUUUGGCGAGUCUUGAUCCUUACGGGUCCAACGCCAGUCUAAUUGACCCAGAGACCGCAGCGAGUCUUCUUAUUCCGCCUUCUGAUCCAAUCGAAGGACGUCGUGGCGAGCCGACGGUGGGCGCCAACUGUUUGAUCGGAAAACGGUGAUAAAAGAUGUGGGUUUAACAAAGACGUUUUAUUAUGGUCGGAAGAGACGUUCAGUCGGUUACAAGAGAAGUAAAGAGAAAGCAACAGAAGAGAAGCCGGCAACUCGAUGAGCUACCGGAAAAGUACAAAUAACGGCAAGAUGAAGCAAAGGUGAAAACCCUAAUCUAGCCGCCAAGUGUUAGUCAGAUUAUUUCGGAUCCCUUUCUCGUUCCUCUUCCUUCUCCUUAUAUAGUCCUCUGAUGUGUCGUUCUUGACCUAGCUUAAGUCGUCUUCGUGGGCCUUCCUUAUUGGGCUAAGAGGCCCACAUUCAUUCGAGCGGUCGCCGAGCUGGGCACCUCUUAGUCGACGUCGCUCGACUCGAGAUACUGUAGAAGCGAGCCGAGAGAUCAACCUUUUAAGCCGACUAUCCAAGCCAUCACUCUCUUUGGUCCGGGCCAGGCCUUUUAUUCCUUGGGCCUUAUGGGAUGAUUAAAUCCAUCCCCACUGCUUGUAAAAGAUUUCAAUAAAUACAUAUACAUCAAACAGUUAUUUAUUGAGAGAAAAAAAUGUUUUGGAAUUUCCUUAUAUCACCAUAAAACGAAUAUUAUGAUGCGGCAAUUAAAAGAAAAAAGUGUUUCAGAAAGAAAAAAAAUGAUGCGGCAAUUAAAAGAAAAUAUCCCCUUUCUCGAUCGAGAUCAAAGUUCAAACAAUUAACCAAGUAGUUAAUCGAAAAUGUUCAAAAGAAAAGUAGUUAACCGAAGUAAACCGACGUAGAACUAGAUUGGGCAUUUAAAUAUCUCUAGAAGUUAACCGAAGAAAUAAAGAAUCGAAAAAGCAGCAGAGGAAAUAAAGGGGUUUUGCGCCUGAACCCUAAACCCUGGCUUCAAUCUUUUUGCUUGCACUGGUAAGUUCGCAUUGCCUUUUGACAUGUAUUCACUGAUAGUCCAUGGAAGAAGGUCCGUAGAUCUACACAAGUGGCGUAACUUGAGCGUUUCAGUGCAAAAUGUAUUUUCUUUUUCCAGUUCCUUCUCUUCUUAUGCUGCCAGUGCUAGAAAUUGUCGAAAAGAGCAGGUUUUCACUUUUUGUUACCUCGUUGAUUCCUUGGGCUUAACUACAACAGUCGCGGAAUCAGUCUCAAAAAAAGCCAGCUUCAAGGACAAGGGCAACCCUAAUGCGGUCCUGAGGCUUUUGAGAAGUUACGGGUUCACAGACUCUCAGAUCUCCAGCAUCGUAACGAACUAUCCACGGCUGCUUCUGCUGGAUGCUGAGAAAUGUCUUGGUCCCAAGCUUCAGGUGAUCAAGUCAAUGGAAGGAGCUUCAAGCUCCUCUGAUCGGCUCAUCGAGACUAUCUCAAAAGUUCCUAAACUCUUGGGAAUGAAAGGGGACAAAACUAUAAGCAGAUACUAUGAUGUUGUCAAAGAGACCAUGGAAUCUGGUAAGAGUUUCAAGUUCGAAAAGUUAUGCCAUUCACUGCCUCAUGGCAUGCAGCAGAACAAAAUCAGGAACGCAUCUGUUCUGAGAGAACUUGGAGUGCCUCAGAGGUUGUUAAACCCUUUGCUCGUCUCGGACCACAAACUUGUCUGCGGAGAUGGAAAAUUUAAAGAAACCCUCAAGAAGGUUAUUGACAUGGGUUUUGAUCCGACAAGCUCACAGUUUGUUCAAGCUCUGGGGGCUGUUAGGAAGUUAGGCGACAAAGAGAUACAAGAGAAAGUCAAUGUCUAUGGGAAGUUAGGCUUUUCCGUAAGAGAUGUAUGGGAAAUGUUCCUCAAGUAUCCUAUCUCUCUUAGAUUCUCGGAGGACAAUGUAACUCAGACGUUUAAAAUCCUGAAGACUUGUGGACUAAUAGAAGAAGAGAUCCUCUCAGUGUUCAAGAAGUUUCCACAAUGCAUUGGUUAUUCAAGGCAGAAGAUAUACAACUCCCUUAAAACUUUUUUUGGCCUUGGAUUUAACAUUAAUCAGUUUUCGAUGAUGGUCAAGCGCUUCCCUCCAUGUCUUAACAUGUCUGCAGAGAGGCUGAAGAAAAGGACCAAGUUUCUGGUGAAGAAGAAGAAUAAGCUUAUGCUGAGGAAGAUGAAAUGGUCACUAAACGCUGUGGCUUCGUUUCCUCAGGUACUUGGAGUUAGCAUGGAGAAGAGGAUUGUACCAAGGUGUAACGUUAUGAAAGCACUCAUGUUGAAAGGUUUGCUUGGAGACAGAGAAAGCAUACUACCUGAUAAGGAAUCUGUCUUGUUAUGUACUGAUGAGGAGUUUUUAGACAGGUAUGUGAGGAAUCAUGAUGACAAGGAGCUUGUGGCUGAGUUAAUGUCUAUCUUCACCAGAGAUUCUGCUUCAUAGAUAUUUAAGGCUUGUGUUAAGGGUUGAAGCGUGUUUCUGUGAACUGGAUUUUCGCUUUAUAAAUUCGAGGAUAUGAUCCUAGAAACUUUUUAGGCUAUCAUAUUAUAUAUUUAACUGAAUAAUGUAUUGAUUUCGGUUGUUGUUUCAUUACCAUCUACCAAAGUAACCAAGCACAUGUUUGUUCCAUAUCUUUUAGGGGCAUAUCUAGCAAGUAGCAACAGUCUCUCUUACUUUUUUUGUUUGACAGUGUUUUUGGAGAUAUGAGAUCCUAAGUUACGUGGUACCCUUAGAGGUAUGCCUAAGGCGUGUAUCAUAGUGUAGUGUGGUAUUUUAGAGUUUGUAGAGAGGUAUGUGAUGAAGCAUGAUGAUAAUAAGAAGCGUGUGGCUAAGUUGAUGGCUUGUGUUUCGCGACUGUCAAGUGUUUUGCUUUUAUUUAUGAAUCACGUGGAAAUUUCGAUUUAAGACUUUUGCGAUCUCAAUUUGUAA